GGAGCGGGAGCGGGAGCGGGAGCGGGAGGGAGGGUGGGGGCCGCGGCGGGCGGCCCGGCGGCCUCCUCGCGCGACCCCCGAGCCCCUCGCCCGGCCCCUCGGCCGGAGCCCGCCAGCAGAACUCGGGGGGAAGCCUUGCUGGACCGGACGAAAGCGAGAGGGACCCGGAGGACCCGCCUGGAUGGGGACCAGAGAGGAACAGAUCUGCCUGCUAACCCUAUCAAACCGUGUGUCCUUGUGCUGCACUCAUUUAAUGACCUCGCCCUUUGUUGCGGCAUGCAGGAUCUAGUUCCUGGACCAGGGAUCGAACCCGGGCCCCCUGCAUUGGGAGCGCAGAGUCUUAACCACUGGGCCACCAGUUACCAAAAUCCCAGCAGGAUGUUGAGAAAUCAACCAGCUGACAGAAAUGCAAAGGACAAGACUAUCCAAGGUCUCCGUUGCUGUGCGCGGACUUUCUCCAGUUGCGUACGCAGGAUCAGUUUGAUCUCUGGAGGAGCUGGAAACUGAAUAACUAAGGUCAGCCACGUGGAUGCUCCAUGACUGUGAGACCUGACCCUCACUGAAAGCCCUGGGCAUGAAGUCUCAGGAUGCUGAUACAUUUCCCCCAAAGCCAUGGACCCAGAUAGAAACUCCUGCUUUCCAGUCCCGACAUUGGAAGAUGACGAUGAAGUUGAUACAUGAAGAAGCACAAAUUGGACAGCUGACCCUAAUAAAUCAUAGAGGAGGAACAGGUGACAAGCACACACUCGUACCCACGUGACUUCACUUCUACCAGCUCGCUCCAGCACAGGACAAGCGGCAGGUGUGGGUCACCCGCCCCUGUGGCAAGCCGCUGACGUGGUGAGAAGGACAGAGCAGAGGCAGGACCGGGCUGUGCUGAUCUGAUAAGAGGAUUAAGUUUCGGCUUCCCUCCCACCAUCCCUGAUGCCCUCGGACUAAGCAGCUGCCCCGGCUCAGCUCUUCCUCGGAUGCAAAACGUCUCUCUGCCCAGUUUCUGAGAGCCAAGGAUGUUCCAGUUGUGGCAGAAGGAGCUCCUGAUGGUAAGACUGAUCUGGGUUUCUCCUGUCAUACACACAGCUCCAGCAGGAAGCAGGAGGGGAAAGUGGAUUGUGUGCCGGGGGAACCCCGUAUCGUCCAUGGGAGGCUGUAAGUGUGCCAAAUGCACUUUAAGAAGCCCCUUCCCAGGAGAGGCUCAAAACCCGGAGCAACGGAAUCUGCGGAGUGGGACACAAAGCACGACCGCCAGAGCCGAGCAUGCGCAGUAGCCCGGCCCAGCCCGGCCGCUCUCGCCGCUGGGGGAGGGUCAUCCGAGCCUGACGUUCGCGACGCCGUCGUCAGCGCCCCGGGAAGAGGAGGGCGAAGACUCCAUCCGCCAUGUUGGAUGCCGCAGAUUCGCCAUAACCGCGCCGGCUCUUUUCUUAAAAAAAUAAAAAUAAAAAGCGAAGCAUCAGCGGAGCGCCCCGCCUUCUCGGUCGGCGCGGGAGGGGGCCCGGAAGAGCCCGAGGCUUUUUUUUCCUCCGCGGUGGGGGCGUUGCCAUGGAGACGCGGGCGGCAGAAAACCCAGCCAUCUUCAUGUGUAAAUGUUGUAACCUUUUCUCACCAAGUCAAUCGGAACUCCUCUCCCACGUUUCUGAGAAGCACGCAGAAGAGGGGGUUAAUGUGGAUGAGAUCAUCAUUCCCCUGAGGCCUCUGAGUACCCCUGAACCCACCAACCCAGGCAAAACCGGAGAUGUGCACCUCUUGGCUCCACUACCAUGUCCAGAACUGACCCGAGGGCCACAAGACUCAGCAGAAAGAUCUGGGCGGCGAAGAAGGAACCCAGAUCCUGGGUCUGCCAGCUCAGUGGAAGUUUCUGGAAAAUGUGCCAAGUCCCUUCAACCUUUGGAGUUUUCGGUCAUGAAGAGGAAGAGAGGCAGGCCAAAGGGGUCCACGAAGAAGGCCAGCCCCGAAGAGGAACUGGCGGAAAACAACGUUAUUCCCAGCGGGGACAGCCUGCGGGCCCCGGAGGGAGGGGGCAGCCUGGCUCCCAGCAGCCUGGAGUGCAGCAAGUGCUGCCGGAAGUUCUCCAACCCACGCCAGCUGAGGAAGCAUAUCUGCAUCAUCGUGCUGAACCUGGGCGAGGAGGAGGGAGAGGCAGGUAACGAAUCUGACCUUGAACUGGAGAAGAAGUAUAAGGAAGAUGAUCGAGAAAAGGCCCCGAAGAGACUGCGGACCCAGAGAGUGGAGAAAGUCCAGAAGGUCUGCUCGGGAAAAGAGGCCGCGCAGAUCUCUGGAGCCAAGAAGCCCAUCAUAAGUGUGGUUUUAACGGCUCACGAAGUGAUUCCAGGUGCUACCAAGAUUGUUCCGGUGGAGGCUGGGCCCCCGGAAACAGGAGCUGCAGACCCCGAGGCCGCGGCGGCCGACCUGGCGCCCCGGAGAGGGUACCAGGAGUACGCCAUCCAGCAGACACCCUAUGAGCAGCCCAUGAAGUCGAGCAGGCUCGGGCCCACCCAGCUCAAGAUCUUCACCUGUGAGUACUGCAACAAGGUCUUCAAGUUCAAGCACUCGCUGCAGGCCCACCUGCGGAUCCACACCAACGAGAAGCCGUACAAGUGCUCCCAGUGCAGCUACGCCAGCGCCAUCAAGGCCAACCUCAACGUGCACCUGCGCAAGCACACGGGCGAGAAGUUCGCCUGCGACUGCUGUUCCUUCACCUGCCUGAGCAAGGGCCACCUCAAGGUGCACGUGGAGCGCGUACACAAGAAGAUCAAGCAGCACUGCCGCUUCUGCAAGAAGAAGUACUCCGACGUGAAGAACCUCAUCAAGCACAUCCGCGACGCACACGACCCGCAGGACCACAAGGUCCAGGAGGCCCUGGACGAGCUCUGCCUGAUGACGAGGGAGGGCAAGCGGCAGCUGCUCUACGACUGCCACAUCUGCGAGCGCAAGUUCAAGAACGAGCUGGACCGCGACCGUCACAUGCUGGUCCACGGCGACAAGUGGCCCUUCGCCUGCGAGCUCUGCGGCCACGGGGCCACCAAGUACCAGGCGCUGGAGCUGCACGUCAGGAAGCAUCCGUUCGUGUACGUCUGCGCCCUCUGCCUCAAGAAGUUCGUCAGCUCCAUCCGCCUGCGCGCCCACAUCAAGGAGGCGCACGGGGCCGCCCAGGAGACCCUGGUCUUCACCAGCUCCAUCAACCAGAGCUUCUGCCUCCUGGGGCCCGGCGGGGACAUCCAGCAGGAGGCCCUGGGCGGGCAGCUGCAGCUGGUGGAAGAGGAGUUUGUGUUCCAGGGGGUGAACGCACCCAAGGAGGCGGCCGGCGCUGGGGACGCUCGUCCCGAGGAGGGGUCCGAGGUGCUCGCUGCGCCUGUGCGCUCGGCCGCCGCCCAGGCCGACAGAGCCGCCCCGGCACCCUGCGAGCUGGCGGCCUCCGCGGUGUCCUCGGACCUUCGUCCGCACGCGGUGGUUUCCGAUGAGCUCCUGUUGAAGAGUGAUCCCUCCUCUGCCGAGGCUCUGGCUGCUCCGGAGAAGACCUUGCACACCCAGCAGGGAGGCUCCACGCCAGCUCAGGGCCAGGACGUCGCACCACUGCUGUCCAAGGCCAAAGGCGCCGCAGCAAACCCGGAAGCCCAGGGCGCCGAGAGCCCCCCGGCUGAAGGGCAGCAAGUGGCUGACCUCCCAUCCGACGGCCCAGAUGCCGGCAGGGGUCUCAGGGCAAACCCAGCAGAGGCCUCAGACCCUCCUCCGGGAGCUGGUGGGAGGGACGCGGCCCUGUGCCGGCCUGACUCUUGCACGCCCGCCCCCGAGCACCGGGCGGGCAUCACUGCGUUCAUGAAGAUCCUGGACAGUUUACAGAAGAGGCGCAUGAAUACCGGCCUGUGCGAGAGGAUCCGGAAGGUGUACGGUGACCUGGAGUGCGAAUACUGUGGCAAACUUUUUUGGUACCAAGUGCAUUUUGACAUGCAUGUCCGCACCCACACCCGGGAACAUCUGUAUUAUUGCUCCCAGUGUCAUUAUUCUUCCAUCACCAAAAACUGCCUUAAACGCCAUGUAAUUCAGAAACACAGUAACAUCUUGCUGAAGUGUCCCACUGACGGCUGUGACUACUCGACUCCAGAUAAAUAUAAGCUGCAGGCACAUCUUAAAGUUCACACAGAGCUGGACAAAAGGAGUUAUUCUUGUCCUGUGUGUGAAAAGUCUUUUUCAGAAGAUCGAUUGAUAAAGUCACAUAUCAAGACCAACCAUCCCGAGGUUUCCAUGAGCACCAUUUCCGAGGUUCUCGGGAGGAGGGUGCAGCUGAAAGGGCUCAUCGGAAAGAGAGCCAUGAAAUGCCCGUAUUGUGAUUUCUAUUUCAUGAAGAACGGCUCAGACCUUCAGCGUCAUAUUUGGGCUCAUGAAGGUGUGAAGCCCUUCAAAUGUUCUUUGUGUGAGUAUGCAACUCGUAGCAAGAGUAACCUCAAGGCUCAUAUGAAUCGUCAUAGCACUGAGAAGACCCACCUAUGUGACAUGUGUGGCAAGAAAUUCAAAUCAAAAGGGACACUGAAAAGCCACAAGCUCCUUCACACUGCUGACGGGAAGCAGUUCAAGUGCACGGUGUGCGACUACACAGCAGCCCAGAAGCCACAGCUGCUGCGGCACAUGGAGCAACACGCCUCCUUCAAGCCUUUCCGCUGUGCCCACUGCCACUACUCGUGCAACAUCUCGGGCUCCCUGAAGCGGCACUACAACAGGAAACACCCCAACGAGGAGUACACCAACGUGGGCACCGGGGAGCUGGCGGCCGACGCGCUCAUCCAGCAAGGUUGUUUGAAGUGUCCUGUGUGCAGCUUCGUUUAUGGCACCAAAUGGGAGUUCAACAGGCACUUGAAGAACAAGCACGGCCUGAAGUUGGUGGAGAACGAAGGCGAUCCCAAGUGGGAGCCAGCAACAGAAACUCCGGAGGAGCCCUCCACCCAGUACCUGCACAUCACCGAAGCCGAAGAGGAUGUCCAGGGCACGCAGGCAGCGGUGGCUGCCCUCCAGGACCUGAGAUACACCUCAGAGAGCGGUGACCGACUUGACCCCACGGCUGUAAACAUCCUCCAGCAGAUCAUCGAGCUGGGCACCGAGACCCACGACGCCACUGCCGUUGCCUCGGUGGUCGCCAUGGCGCCUGGGACGGUGACUGUCGUAAAGCAGGUCACGGACGAGGAGCCCAGUUCCAACCACACGGUCAUGAUCCAGGAGACCCUCCAGCAGGCCUCCGUGGAGCUGGCCGAGCAGCAUCACUUGGUGGUGUCCUCCGACGACGUGGAGGGCAUUGAGACGGUGACCGUCUACACGCAGGGCGGGGAGACCUCGGAGUUCAUCGUCUACGUGCAGGAGGCCAUGCAGCCCGUGGAGGAGCAGGCCAUGGGGCAGCCGGCCCCGGAGCUCUAGGGGGCACGCGGUGUGGGACAGCACCACAGGGCAGGGCUGCCGGCCUCUGCGGAGCCGCCGGGACACCCAGGGCGGGGAGGCCCCAGGGCAGUGCUCUCCGCAGCGCCCUCCUCUGCGCUGUCCGCCCCGGCGGCCGCGUGGGGCUCUCCUGGCCCCGCUUUGGGUGGGUGAGGGGUCAGCGUCACCAGCGACACGGGGUGCUGCCCCCGGCACAGGCACACACACCUUCCCCCGCGUCGUCUGCUUCCAGAAGGACCUGUGCCUCAACUCCCCAGACACAGCCCAUACCGCAUAGCCCCUUUGCUUCAAGCGUCGAACAGAGACCCCCAGUCCUCAUCAGCGUCUUCCCUGAAUCACAGCCCAACUCCUUGACCCCUGUCUAGGUGCCGGCUCUUUACCUGGGACUGCUCUGCAGCCUGGUAACCAGGAGACAGCUGUCAGAGAAAGUGACCUUACGGUUUUUGAAUCACCUGUGAGAGAAGAGCGGGGAGGGGUUAUCUACACAGUUCUACCCUCCUCAAGCAUCAAGGGCGCUUAUUAUCAUGUGAAGUAACUACUGUUUGAUGGCCCUCCCGCUCCCAUCACAGGUGGUGGUCUCAGCUUACUAUCUUGGAAUUCUUUUGCUUUCAAAAUAAAUGCACUUUCUCCUAUUCACCUCCUACUCUGAGGAGGUGGGGUGGAUAGAAUAAAAGCAUCCUCUGCCUGACUACUUCUGCUCCUCUGCUAGGUUGGUGGGUUUACCUUUCCCCUUCCCAAGUCAGAAUCUUGGAUCUGGACCCCACCCAGGACCGCCCCCUCUGAGACCCAGGACCGCCCCCUCUGAGACCCAGCACCGCCCCCUCUGAGACCCAGGACCGCCCCCUCUGAGACCCAGCACCGCCCCCUCUGAGACCCAGGACCGCCCCCUCUGAGACCCAGCACCUCCCCCUCUGAGACCCAGCACCGCCCCCUCUGAGACCCAGCACCGCCCCCUCUGAGACCCAGCACCACCCCCUCUGAGACCCAGGACCACCCCCUCUGAGACCCAGCACCACCCCCUCUGAGACCCAGGACCACCCCCUCUGAGACCCAGGAUCACCCCCUCUGAGACCCAGCACCACCCCCUCUGAGACCCAGGCGCUUAAAACGUGACAGUGAUGCUUGUUCUCCCUCUGAAGCAUUAGCCUUGCUUUGGGGCCACUGUUUGAGGUUAACGGUCUUACGCCCCACGUCCUGGCACCUCGCAUUGGGUUUGCUGCAGCCCCUUCCCACCUUGGGAGGAGCGGUAAACCGACAGUCAGGAGCCUUCGUGAUGCUCUCUAGUCCGACUGACCUUUUUAGUCCUGGUGCUUGUGAUAAAUCCCGUACCUUUUGGCGCCUCUGCCGUGUGACAGCUUUGUGGAGGCACCGAGGCGAGCCCUACUGCCCCCGUCCAGCCCCGGGGUCUCCUGACAUUGUCACCCAGCAUCCAGCUCACUGAGGUCAAGAUCUUUUUUCUAUCAAAUGAAAUUUUAUUUAAUUUAUAGUGAUUCUAACCAAUUGUUUGAAUAAACCAUCCUUUUAAGUUGUAAAAUA
Messenger RNA from Eubalaena glacialis (North Atlantic right whale), 6951 nucleotides. RefSeq names its product zinc finger and AT-hook domain containing (gene ZFAT). The record is from RefSeq and is a predicted model, not a curated record. Gene Ontology annotation, biological process: regulation of DNA-templated transcription. Lineage: Eukaryota; Metazoa; Chordata; Mammalia; Artiodactyla; Balaenidae. The coding region runs from base 1537 to 5397 and encodes 1286 amino acids. The transcript is spliced from 26 exons. Gene Ontology annotation, molecular function: DNA-binding transcription factor activity, RNA polymerase II-specific; RNA polymerase II cis-regulatory region sequence-specific DNA binding.